Messenger RNA from Sycon ciliatum, 2721 nucleotides. RefSeq lists its product as uncharacterized. The transcript has 4 exons. NCBI's taxonomy places the organism in Eukaryota, Metazoa, Porifera, Calcarea, Leucosolenida, Sycettidae. Bases 141 to 1868 code for a protein of 575 amino acids. The record is from RefSeq and is a predicted model, not a curated record.
ACAACGUCAGAUCCAACACCACUGACGUCAGAGAAAAGGCACUUGAAAUACAUGAAGCAGAGAGCAGCUGUCCAACACCCGAAUCACCAUAUUCGUCACCCGAUCCAAAGAGGCUUGAAGAGGAGUUAUCAUAUGCAGCAAUGCGGGUUGAUCAGUUCAUUGCUGAUCUCAAGUAUACCGACGUCAGUGAGUACAACAUCAAGGACUUGCGUGAACUGGUGUUCUUGGACAUAUGGGACUUUGCAGGACAGCGCUUGUUCUCAGCACUUCAACAUAUGGUUCUGUCUUCAAGGCGCUGUGCUUAUGCAGUCGUCUUCGAUGCCUCCAAGCCGAUGGAAAAAGUAGCCGAGCCAACACUUUGCAGAGAUGGUGAAGAGUACCGGCUAGACAACAGUCAAGGUUCCACCAACUUUGACAUCAUGGAAAGCUGGUUGAACACAAUUCAUCAUGUUAUCGGUGAUGACCCAGACGUACCAGUUUACGCUAUUGGCACGCACAUCGACAAGCUUCCGCGCAAAACUCGCCAGCAAUCGCUUGACAAGAUGAAGAAAUACAUCUGCACCAAUGCUGAGGAAAGAGCGUAUGGUUUCAAUCUUGAUGAUGUAGUGUUUGUUGACAACACUGUUGCUGGCAGCAGGGAUCCAGAUGAAACCAUCAUUCGUCUACGACAGGAUUUCAUUGAGAAAUUGGAACCGCAGUUCAAACAGCCCAUCCCCAUUCGCUGGCUGCCAUUCACCAUUGGUACAAAGGAAGUAGCAAAGAAAUUCAAAUGCCCAUGGCUAACAAUUGAGCAAAUCUACCGCCUUGCUAGCACGGUGUGUGGUGGUGAUGCUGGGAACAGUCACUCUCAGUCUGUUGAUGUGGAGGCCAUGUUGAAGUACCAACAUCACCUUGGCCAUAUUCUCUACUACCCAGAGAACCGAAUCCUGUCAUCCAAAGUCAUCGAUGUGGAAUGGCUGCUGAGAAUCGCAUCACUACUCUUUUGUCCCGAGCCGAAGAUUGAGCAGGGCAAACGUCUUCGCAAGCUCUACGAUCUGCUGACAAGCAAGGGAGUCUUGCUGGAGCGUCUGAUUAUUCACCGCUGGCAACAACACAGCAAGCAAACUGCAAUGUACACCAAGACAGAAGAGCAACGUGACUAUCUGUAUGAGCUGAUGGAGCAAUCUGGUCUCAUGUACAACACAAAGACCAGUAUGAAGAUCCCUGACCGAGAGGAAGAGUCACGCAAGUUCUACGUCCCAGCCCUUGUAAGCCGGAUGCCUGAAGACAGCGCUGCUUUGCUAUUGGAGGAGUCUGCACCAACCAUCUACCUGUACACAGGAAGUUGCAACUACUUGCCACAGACACUGUUCUGGUGUGCCGUGGUAAGGUGCAUGCAGAAGUAUCGACCACGUCAUGAGCCACUUCUCUACCAGUCUGCUGCUCGGCUGAGAUGUUAUGGACACUAUUGGCUUGUUCUGGAGUACUUCAACCACGGCAUUCGAAUCUCCAUAUCUGCUGAAGACUCGUCUAUCUCUACCAUUGGAAGGUUGGGAUCAGAAGCUCAUCCAGCUGAUCUUCCUGAGAUGUGUACGGAGGCACUGCUGUAUGUGGAGGAGCAGCUAGAAGAUCUGAAGAAAUUCAGUCUUCGGCAUGUCAGUACUAGCCGAGCAGUGCGGUGCAAGUGUCCCAUCAACCAACGUCCUUGUCAACGUCAUAAGAAGAAGUCCUGUCCACGGACAUCAUGCCAUCACUUUGCAGAGCUGGUGGAUGGAGAAGUUCCACAAUGUCCUCUGGAGUCACAGCCCAGUGUGGAUGCCGGUCCAGUUUUGCAGUACUUCAAGUGCAUCCCGUUCCACUAUCGGCUGCAAGCAUCUUGGAAACAUUGAUGAUUGGGAGGACUUCACAGCUGCUCUUGAACCAUUGCUGGAUGACAAUGCAAGAGGAAAGCUGGGCAAGGUUGCAGUCAAACUGGUGGACAAGAAUCUGAAGAAUAACUAUCGAAAUGUCCUUGAUCAGUUCCAUGAAAUGAACCAAAGAACGAUCACUGGCAGUGGACAUGGAGUCACUAGCGUAUUCUGUAUCAUCCUCUAUCUGAUUAAGAAGAAACAAGAGCUGACCAUUGAUGAGUUGUGUGCACAGUUGGAGGACAGUGCUCCGGAGAAUCGCAACCUGAUCCGCACAGCUCUCCUUGAGGCAGAAUACACGGAAUAGCUGUGUUGACAGGUAGAAGGCAGUGGACACAAGCACCAGGAUGCUGGUUAUCGAGAUGUCAGCUCCGUGUGGUUUUGCCGGAUUCAAGCGGGCUCUUUGUACGCUGGCUUUGUUGCAUGUUCUGUGCUGCACAUUGCUCCCCAGGCACAGUGGAAUGAUAGUGUACAUAGUUUUGAACUCAUCGGCACGGUACACUCGUGCGAGUACUUGAGCGUUUUGAACUAAUAUUUUACUUGUCUCCUCAGUCUAUGCACGUGAUCAUACUGAAGUUGGUAGUUGAUGUUCUAAGAAUUCCGAGUUUGCUGUUGCAUUUUCCCUGCAAUCAAAUCCAAGCUAUUUGCUAGGCUAUAUUGCCCGUUGAGUUGCCGGUUGAUUUCCAGGGUCAUAUGCUGCCCUGUUUUCUUUCUGUCGUCGCCUAUUCAUUUUCCGAGACACGGCCUGAUCCCCGAACCGGGUCAAAUCCUUUAUUCAUGUACAUGUAAGUACUUGACAAACAUUCUACAUAGUUAUACAUGUACUCAUGCUGUA